CAUUCGACGCGACCAAUCACAGCGUCGGUACUUUGGGGAAUUGCAACGUCCCUAGCGCAACGAGUGAUCGAUGGUGUCCGAUCUAUCUAGAACUAUCUAGAGACUUGUGAUCCAUGAUCUACGGGGUUCACUCGACCGGACACACGGCAACGCAUCAGCAGCCAUUUUACGCCCAUCCACGCUUCGGAUACACGGAUUUAUCGAGGUAGAAAUUCGAUCGCAUUCGUCGCGUUAUCGUAAAAACCUGUUUCUGUUGUUCGUAGCCAGCCUUCUUCAUAAAAUGCUGCAGUUCCGUGUAACAAUUUCGGGUCUUAGACUGGUCAGUGUGUGUUAGGUGUCAAGAACGGGCUCAGCCUCUUCAAUGGAUUUUAUAUAACACGGUGCAGUUAACUACUCCUUUUCUGCUUCUACAUUUCAUUGUUCUUCGCUGAUGAUGAGUGAAGUUUGCUGCUCGGUCGUCUUUGUCCUCAAUCAACUCUUAUCUUGCAUCGUACAUUUUAGCUGAAAGAAAGAGAGAGAGAGAAAGAGACAGUGAAACACAGAGACAUACAGAAAGAAGAAAGAAGUUUCUGACGUUUCUAAAGUUCAAAAGAUACUAGCGUUGGACAAACUCCGAAAAUGAGUGUCAUAAUCAGACUGCAGAAUCUUGCUUGGUCCGCCAAUGCAUUGGACAUACGCCAGUUUUUCAGAGGUCUCAGUAUCCCGGAAGGUGGAGUCCACAUUGUAGGCGGCGAAUUGGGAGAUGCGUUUAUCGCAUUCAGUACCGACGAGGAUGCCCGCCAGGCGAUGAUGCACGAUGGCGGAAAGAUUAAGGAAAUGAAGAUCAAGUUGCUGCUAAGCUCCCGCACCGAAAUGCAAAAGGUAAUCGAGGCUGCUCGACAACAAACCUUGAGUCUACAAUGCAUCAUGCAAACCACUCCGGUAGCGGUACCACCAGUGACGGUGCCCGGUAAACAGCCCGGUUCACCAAUUGACAAAAGAGACAAGGAUAAUGACAGCGAGUCGAGCAAGGAUCGCAAAGACAGGCGCGAUCGAUCGAGAUCAAGAGACCGAUCGCGAUCGCGCGACCGCGAUCGGGAUAGGGAUCGCCGUGAUCGGGACCGUGGGAGAGAUCGGCGACGACGGGAUCGCAGCAGAUCGCGGGAUCGAGAUCGCGAUAGGAGGGAUCGGCGACGUCGCCGGGACCGAUCCAGGUCGCGUGACCGUACACGAUCGCGUGAUCGCGACUCGAAGAGGAACUCCGCGAAUGAUCGGCGCAAAGACGCCAACGAGGACGACAACGGCGAUGUCGUGUGCGUCGGUCAGUUUCACAAGGACAAGUCGUCGGCGGCUGCGUCGAAGAAACAACUCGUGGAAAAUGGCAUAUGGGAAGUGCCGCCGCAGACGCAGAUGCAGGCCGCUUUGCUGGCACCCGGUAUCCUGGGCGCCGGCGUCGCGGCACUGUCCCAGGAUUCGGAUAGCCAGCGUUCGGCUAUGGCCAGCUUCGGUACGCCCGUGAUAGGCCAGCAGUCGAUGUUACAAUCCGGGCAAUUUUCUAUAAACGGUCUGAACGGUGUAGGCAAUCUGAUGCAACCGCAUAUGCAGGCACUCGGGCACACUGUUAGCAUGACACCGUUAUCGCAGAAUCUGAAUUCUACUAAUCUGCCUAGUCUGAGUAGUCUUGGCACGCGAUCCAAGGAAUCGUGGAAUCAGCAGGAGCAAGGUAGAAUCGAUCAGACGCGAUUUACUGGCCGCUCGAAUCAAUUUAACAAUCAGGAGUACGGUGGGAACAGCGGUUACCGAGGUGCCAGGCCGAACAAUCUCUUCAUAAACAAGGUGCAGGAGCUCGAGGGCCGCCGCAACCCACACGCCUUCCAAGCUGGCGCCUCCAAUUUUGGGAAUUUCGACAACGACCGUCAGUCGUCCGUCAGGAAGUCCGGCAGCUCUUCCAGGUUCUCGAGCGAGAGUAAAAACGGCACCGGUAGCGGGCACUGCGUAGAGGUGCGCAACAUGCCGUUGAAUGCGACGUAUGCGGACUUGCGUCACGCGUUUCAAGGUAUCUACAUCAGAAAGGACGGUAUGAAGAUCAUCAACGACAACCAUGGCAACCGCGUGGGUAUCGCGUACGUCAAGUUCGGCAAAACCGAGGGUAAAGAGAUCGCACUGAGUACGACGAGAUACGUGCGGGGUUCCGAGGUAGAGGUGCUGCAUCUCGACGAGAGCAUCUUCGACAAGGCAAUCAAUUCUUACUCCCCCGACAAGGAGGACGUCUCCGAGGGUGACCUGAGAAAUUCCACGUGCAUCUUGUUGACCGAGCUGCCGUCCUUCACCAAGGAGAUGGACAUAGCUAAGCUGUUCCACGACUGGAAGAUCAACGACCUCUUCAUCACCAGCAAGAAAGAAUCCGGCAUUACUCAGUGCAUGGCUUACGUGCAAUUCGCACGGCUCGAGGACACCAAGUCGUCACUCACCACGCCGUUGAAGAUUGGUAGCAAGCAGGUGACCGCGACUGCCAUCAGCGAAGAGAAAUUCGCGCAGGUGAAGCGCGAGCACGAGCAGGCGAACAUGAAUCAGACGGAUUGCAUCCUCAUGCGUGGUCUACCGUUCCAAACCACGGAUCGCGAUAUCUUUGACUUCUUCUCAGACAUUGGCAUCGUGCCAGUUUGCAUCCACAUGAUGCUGAAUCAGCAGGGCAAGCCAGCCGGUGAAUGCUUCUGCGAGUUCGACUCGACUGAGAAGGCGGAGCGCGCCAUCGGGAAGAACGGUCUGCCACUCGGCAAAAACGUGCCCACCAUCGAGCUAGUAUUACGCGCCAAGAUGCUCGAGACCCUGGGAAUGAUGGAGGCGCAGCAGCAGCAGCAGCAGCACUUCUCACCGAUGCAGGAGCAGCACCAGAGGCCACCGCGCUUCUCCGGCCCGCUCGGCCAUAUGCCACGUUUCGGCAAUACCGGCGGCUUCGGACCUCGCUGCCCACCGGGGAUGAUGGGCAUGCCGCGGCACAUGAUGAAUCGCCAUCCACCGUCCAUGGACUAUGUCGAGGGUUUCGGCAAGCCCGGCUGCGUGCUGUCGCUGGAGAACGUGCCGUUCAAGGCGGACAUCAAUGAGAUAAUCGAGUUCUUUGGCGACUUCGACGUGAAACGGGAGAACGUGAUCCGCCGUUACAACGAGAGGGGCAUGCCAACCGGCGAUGCUCGGGUAGCCUUCUCGUCGCCCAGCGAGGCACAGCGAGCGCUCAAGGAGCUGAAACACUGCAAGAUGCGGGAACGCACCAUAUACAUGAAACUGGCGUGAGUCUUGCCGCUCCAUCACGUGAAAGUUAAUUCUAAUUGAAGGGACACACUGCAGUGGUGGUAUCCGGUCGCAGCGAUUUGCACAAGGCAAGUCACCCUGCAAGUCUAAUGCCAAUAUUCGAUAUUGAAAUGAAUGUUUCCCGAACAGUGACGACGUUACAGAAGAUUUUACGGGCGUUAGGAUAGAGAGAGAGAGACAAUGCGAAGACGUUUUUAUAUGGGAGAUAUGAGUAAUACUUUGUGAUGAUCAUCCACACGUGUAUAUAGAAUGCAUCAAUCUGAAAAAGACAAUUUCCUUUUCAAUUAGAUUGCCAUAUUGCCCCUGAAUUUCUUCGCUCAUCAUUUUUACACCCAAUCGAUUACUUCUUGUGCUUUGUCAUCGAUUUAUCGAAUUUUAUCUUCAGCAUAAUUUUGAUAUUGGACGGAUAAAAACGAUAAUCGCUCGUUGUCACUGUUGGCAACACACAUUCCUUGAAAGACAACGAGAAUGUAAAGCUUUGCGCGGAUAAAUAAAUAUAUAUAUAUAUAUAUAUAUAUUACAAACAUAAAGUUACUUGUUACUUUUUAUUACGAGUAUCAUUGCAACACCAAAUAAUGUGUUUAGUUGUGGCAAACCGGCGCGAACCAGAGUACAAAGUUAGCGAUUUGAUCGGUUACGUUUCUUUAGCGUUUUUUCUAUGGCAAUGUUAGAACAAGUGCACGGGUCGGGUAUCAAGGAGAAGAACGAUGGAGGAGUAAUCCGCGCGAUGUACUUCCUAAAAAGCGAACGACUCUGUACAAAUACAUGAUAUAUAUAUGAUUUAUGCAGUUAUACAUAUGAUAAAGAUAAAUUUGACAUAUAUAUAUAUAUAUAUAACAAGAAAUACAGAUAUGCCUGUACAUCUUAUAUACAUACAUGUGCACUCAUACGUGUACGUAUAUAAAGUGUUGUGUACGUGCGGGGGUGUGUGUGUGUGCAUGUAAAGUUGUAUCAAGUAUCUUACGUACGUGUAUAUAGAUAUUAAAGAUCAUAACUUCAUCAACUUCAUGUGACAUUGUGUAUAUUUAUCGCAAUUCGACUUGUAUAAAAUAAUUUAUAAAGCGAAGGUAUGUGGAACCAGUAUCUAUAUACGUUAUAGAUGCACAUAAUCACAGACAUUGUCAUAAAUUUAUGCUAUAAGAACGAACACUUGAAGACUUCAAUAAAUUUGUAUCUAAGCUCA
Ooceraea biroi (clonal raider ant) is the source of this 4471-nucleotide messenger RNA. RefSeq lists its product as uncharacterized. Gene Ontology annotation, molecular function: RNA binding. Lineage: Eukaryota; Metazoa; Arthropoda; Insecta; Hymenoptera; Formicidae. The record is from RefSeq and is a predicted model, not a curated record.